CGGCGCGCGCGGGCGCAGGAAUGUGUGUUACAGUUAAAUAGUGGGCGCAGGGGCGGCCGCCGCGGCGGCUGAGAGGGGCGAGCCGGGCCGAGCGAGGUGGCGAGGGAGCCUCCAUGGCGAGGUGCGGCUCCCGGGGCGGUGGUACGGCGCUGCUGUGACAGUAGCUUGGCAGCUGGGGCUGGUCUUACUCCUUCUUCACUCCUGAGCGGGGGGCCCGCGCCGGCGUUCCGGGGGCGCGGCAGCGCUCGGAGAGCGGAGCCGUGGCGGCAGCGGCGGCCGGGGACAGCCGGCGUGUCACCGCCUCUAUGAUGAAAUUUAAGCCGAACCAGACGCGGACGUACGACCGGGAGGGCUACAAGAAGCGGGCGGCGUGUCUGUGCUUCCGCAGCGAGCGGGAGGACGAGGUGCUGUUGGUAAGCAGUAGCCGAUACCCAGAUCAGUGGAUUGUACCAGGUGGAGGAAUGGAACCAGAAGAAGAACCAGGGGGAGCAGCUGUCAGAGAGGUGUAUGAAGAGGCUGGAGUAAAGGGAAAGCUGGGCAGACUGCUUGGGAUAUUUGAGCAGAACCAGGAUCGGAAGCACAGGACAUACGUUUAUGUUCUUACGGUGACGGAAAUACUGGAAGACUGGGAGGAUUCAGUUAACAUAGGAAGGAAAAGAGAAUGGUUUAAAGUAGAAGAUGCCAUCAAGGUCCUCCAGUGUCACAAGCCUGUCCAUGCAGAGUACUUGGAAAAACUGAAACUGAGCUGUUCACCCACUAAUGGAAACUCUGUGGUUCCCCCUCUUCCAGAUAAUAACUCCUUAUACGUCACUUCUGCACAGACUUCUGGGUUGCCCUCUACUGUGAGAUAAACAUUUGGAUUACCUUUUUAUUUAUGUCAUCACAAGGGGAGACAUCUGUGAUCACAUGUAGGCAUCUGUAUAACUGUCAAUUCUAAGUGAAUGUGUCAUAAUGUCAAAUUUAUUUGAACAUUGUUUUCCUUUUUAACAAUGUAAAAGAGUAUCUCAGCAAACCAAAGCCAUACAAGGAUUUUUUUUUUCUUUUAAGAUGCCUUAAUAGGCAAUUUUUUCUUUUCUUUUUAAAGAAAUUUGGGUAUAUAAAUUUCCAUAUCUUCUAAAAUAAAAUGUGCAUCUCAGUGGUGUUCAGCUUA
Molecule: messenger RNA, 1150 nt
Organism: Melopsittacus undulatus (budgerigar)
Lineage: Eukaryota; Metazoa; Chordata; Aves; Psittaciformes; Psittaculidae
Gene: NUDT4
Product: nudix hydrolase 4
Exons: 5
Coding region: 306-851 (181 amino acids)
Biological process (GO): diphosphoinositol polyphosphate metabolic process; diadenosine pentaphosphate catabolic process; adenosine 5'-(hexahydrogen pentaphosphate) catabolic process
Cellular component (GO): cytoplasm; nucleus
Molecular function (GO): endopolyphosphatase activity; bis(5'-adenosyl)-hexaphosphatase activity; bis(5'-adenosyl)-pentaphosphatase activity
Source: RefSeq, a predicted model, not a curated record